AUGGAGCUUGUAUCUGCCAUGAAAGGUAGCCGUGAAAAGCAGGGAAUACUGCCUAAGAAGCUUUCAGUGACGUGGGCCCCUGAGGUGUAUGAUCCAGUUCCUUCAGCAGUGUCGCACGUGGUAUCAAGUAAGAACCAUCGCCAUCGCAGUGAUAGCAGGAAGUACGGGAAGACCAAACAGAAGGGCGGUGGCAAAUCUUCUCGAGGCAGCAAGGGCAAAGACAAGAAGCAAGCUCGGAAGAAUGUUGGAAGUGCUAGUAGCAGGUCUUUCAAGUCAUUGGAUGAUCAUAACAUAGUGCAUGGUUUUGAUGAGCCUCUUGCUGGUAUUGAAAAUUUUGAUGUUGGCAGCCCAGUUGCAUUCUGUGGAAGUAGUUUUCUUAAAAGUUCUGUUACCAACUUGCACUAUCCAGUCACAGAGGCUACAUGA
Messenger RNA from Fraxinus pennsylvanica, 426 nucleotides. The record is from the annotation of a GenBank genome assembly. NCBI's taxonomy places the organism in Eukaryota, Viridiplantae, Streptophyta, Magnoliopsida, Lamiales, Oleaceae.